ACAGCAUCAGUACCAUUGAAGUGCGUACAUCACAGCGACAACGACUGGAAAAUCUAAACCAGAACAUGGCAGACGCUACAUAAGGAACUGAACUGUGAUUCUUAACUCGUUUCAGCUGACCUUGGUGACCGGACAUGGACGCAGCCACAGAUGCAGAAGCAGGCUUGCGUUCAACAAAUGGGAAGGAUAAUUUCCACCGGUUGACAAGACUUUUGAUGUGUGGAGGUGUCAGGCUUUUAAAAGAAAAGUUUGAUUCUUUUCACUCGCCCACCGAUCUUCCAUUGAGGCUAGUUGAUCCUGCCAUAGUUAAUCAGUUAAAGGGAGCAAAACUUUCUGAAUCCGAGCGGGCUUGCCUCUACCCUUCCCCUUGUACGUUUGGCAAGUCCACCGAUUUCGACGUCACAUUAACAUUCAAAUUGUUAAGAACAAUAUGCAACCUUACAGAGCCUCUAACUGGGUGGAACAAUCUGCCAAACAGUACAGACCACAGUCUUGAAGCAGAGUUAGUGCGGAUAAAAUACUACCGCAAUUCUGUUUAUGGUCACAACCAGACAAUGGAAGUGACCAACGAGGAGUUCCUUGAUCUUUGGAAUGAAAUCAGCAAAGCCCUUUUACGAAUUGCUGGAUCUAUAAGUAACGAAAAGAGAGAUGAAUGGAAAAAGGCCAUUGAUGAGUUACUUAAUGGUCGUCUAACAACAGAGGAACAAAGAUACGCGGAUGAGCUUCACCAAUGGUACAAGAACGAUAUGGAUGUCAAGGAUGCAGUAGAACAACUAGGAGAAGAGCUCCACCGGGUUAACGCAGAUGUCAGAGAUCAACUCCAACAGCUUAACGAAAGAAUAGAUCAUGCGACAGCUCUUAUUUCCAUCGUCGUGGAACGAUUUUCACAAGGUGGACAGCCUAUAGCCUUGAGUCAUUCACAUAUGGUUGCUGCGUCGCCAGCACCAGCCGCUUCUGCAGGUACAUGUACGGUCACAGUGCCUAUAGACGAAGAGCAACCACAGUUUGAAGGUAAAAACUUUGGUUCGCGCUCGGUUGUUGUUCACUAUGUUUACAGGAAUUCACCACUACUUCUCACCACUCACCGAAAUGCACAUUUAUCUCCAGUUAUCUCACAUUGA
Molecule: messenger RNA, 1121 nt
Organism: Orbicella faveolata
Lineage: Eukaryota; Metazoa; Cnidaria; Anthozoa; Scleractinia; Merulinidae
Biological process (GO): protein phosphorylation
Molecular function (GO): ATP binding; protein kinase activity
Source: RefSeq, a predicted model, not a curated record